Molecule: messenger RNA, 586 nt
Organism: Balaenoptera ricei (Rice's whale)
Lineage: Eukaryota; Metazoa; Chordata; Mammalia; Artiodactyla; Balaenopteridae
Product: glycine cleavage system H protein, mitochondrial-like
Exons: 1
Coding region: 1-546 (181 amino acids)
Biological process (GO): protein lipoylation; glycine decarboxylation via glycine cleavage system
Cellular component (GO): glycine cleavage complex; cytoplasm; mitochondrion
Source: RefSeq, a predicted model, not a curated record
AUGGCUCUGCGAGUGGCGCGGCGCGUGCGGGACGCAGUCUGCAGCCUGCGUGCCAUCUCUGCGCCCAAUGAGCCCUGCCCGUCGCGGCCCUGGGGACUGCGGGCGCGCACCAUCAGGGGACUGUGGGUGGGCGCCAUCAGAGCACAGCACACCGGACUGGCUCUGCUGUCGGGUCAUAAAUUCACAGACAAACAUGAAUGGGUAACAACAAAAAACGGUGUUGGAACAGUGGGAAUCAGCAAUUUUGCACAGGAAGCUUUGGGAGAUGUUGUUUACUGUAGUCUGCCUGAAGUUGGGACAAAAUUGAACAAACAAGAGGAAUUUGGUGCUUUGGAAAGUGUGAAAGCUGCUAGUGAACUCUAUUCUCCUCUAUCAGGAGAAGUAACUGAAAUUAAUGGAGCUCUAGAAGAAAAUCCAGGACUUGUCAACAAAUCUUGUUAUGAAGAUGGCUGGCUGAUCAAGAUGACACUCAGUAACCCUUCAGACCUAGAUGAACUAAUGAGUGAAGAAGCAUAUGAGAAAUACAUAAAAUCUAUUGAGGAGUGAAAAUGGAACCCCUAAAUAAACUAGUUUAAAACAACUUAAA